AAUGUGUCUUGCAGCUCGCUAAACAUGAGAUUCGCGGUUGUUUCCGCACCUUUGCAAUUUGCAUUGCUUGAGAUUCGGAGCCAGCCAGUCUUUCGAAAGGACCAAUGCCGAUGAAGGAACGGUCGCCCGUCACACGAGAAGUGCCAUCAUGCGGCUAUGGCGCACUGAUCCGCUCCAAUGGUUCUUUUGACGCUACAUUUUCAUCGCUUAUUUAACUACCUACUGUACGGAGAUGUCUAUGAUUGUUACCUGCCGCUAGGCACGACUCCGCCACCCCCUCCGAUUUUGCUAUCGGCCUUAAUCAAGACACCGAAAAUACGAGCUCCGUACUCAAUUUUUGGGCCCAAAAUUCAUCUCCAUUUUGAGCUUCUUGAUCUUUCUCAUGAUUUUGGACCUUCGUGGCAGAGAUACGAGAAAAUCUCAUUGCAUCGGAUCGAUGUCAAAUGUUGAAUUGCCAGCUUUUUUAACUCUUCGAGAUCGGUCGGCUGUUCCGUUUCAAAUCAAGUCUGUUAACUUGACACCGUGUGCAACAUAAUGACAGCAUUGGAGCCCAUCAAGUCAUCUGAAAGCCAAAUACUGCCAAGCUCAGAACGAAAAAGUCAUCAGCACCGCCUAGAGAGUGACCUUCAGAGACGUCUCGACUCGCUGUCCAUGUCCAGAAGAAGAGGCUCUCGGUUUAGAUUCAUCACCCUUUCUUCAGUGGUGAUUGCAUUCCUUUCCAUCAUAUUCUUGUAAGUAUCAGUCAUAUUGUUCCUUUGCCGACGUUAUGAACUUGGGCUGUUGAGCAAGCACUAUAUAAAACUCGAAAAUAUUGUGGGAAUUUUCGGCUCUUGUGUCAGUACAUAGAAUUUAUCCGGUCAUACCACAUAACAGCCUCACCACCAUACUAGCUCAAUGGCGAGAGCCGCCUUUCAACUUCGAGAAUACUCUUCCAUGGCUACCAGAUUUCAGCUCUGGCGUCACGCCAAAGCCAAUACACUCCCAUAACGACUACGAUCGAGAUAUACCUCUCUUCCGAGCACUUUCUGUCGGUUGUACAGGUGUAGAAGCUGAUAUUCACUAUAUUGAUGGUGAUCUGUUUGUCGGUCACAGAGUUCAGGACCUGGAACCGAUGCGAACUCUUGAAUCGCUUUAUCUUGAUCCCCUGAUGAGCAUCCUCCAAGCGCAGAACCAGAAGUUGCGUCAAAUCAAUAGCUCAGCACCUUUCAUUGGUGUCUUUGAUGACCAACCGCAAGAGUCGCUAGUGCUCCUCCUCGACUUUAAAACAAAUCCUGAACAAGCUUUACCGGCGGUCUUGGACAGGUUGAGGCGCUUUGAGGAUGCCAAGUAUUUGACUCGCUGGAACGGUUCAAACCUCGUACAGGGACCCAUCACAAUUGUCGCAUCGGGCUUCAUGUCUUGGCGUCCUGACCUGCAGAAUCAGACCCACGGAAUUGUCUUUCUAGAUGCGCCGCUUGAUGAUCUCGCCGACGAAAGAGCCACAUACGACAUAUCCAAUUCAUUUUACGCAUCUGCUCCUUUGCGUCCACUCGUGGGUAGGAUUGGUCUUUGGGGGAUGAGUAGAGCUCAAUACAAUAAAGUUGUCGGCCUAGUAAAGCAUGCACAUGAAAGAGGUCUUAAGCCUAGAUUUUGGGGCACUCCGUCUUGGCCAAUGAUGAGGCGUGACGAAGUAUGGAAGCAGCUUGUGCGUGCAGGAGUGGGGAUGCUCAAUGUUGACGACAUUAGAUCUGCUUCACUUUGGAACUGGAAUUGGUGCAAUACACCGGGAUCUCGAUUUUGUUAAACAGGGCUGUCUGAUUGCAUGCUAACGAUAGGAUCUUUCGUAUUAAACACGUAGGGCUAAAAGCAUGUUAAGAGUCCUACAUCUAACGGUUAUCCUCGCGUAUAGAGUUUAACGAAGCAUUAAGAGGCAUUGUAUGAUUACUGAAAACCCGAGCAAUGACUUAGAGUGCAUCUUUUUUUUUUCAGCU
Molecule: messenger RNA, 1970 nt
Organism: Verruconis gallopava
Lineage: Eukaryota; Fungi; Ascomycota; Dothideomycetes; Venturiales; Sympoventuriaceae
Exons: 2
Coding region: 1112-1783 (223 amino acids)
Biological process (GO): lipid metabolic process
Molecular function (GO): phosphoric diester hydrolase activity
Source: RefSeq, a predicted model, not a curated record